Mucor mucedo is the source of this 2069-nucleotide messenger RNA. RefSeq lists its product as uncharacterized. The record is from RefSeq and is a predicted model, not a curated record. The coding region runs from base 36 to 2048 and encodes 670 amino acids. The transcript has a single exon. NCBI's taxonomy places the organism in Eukaryota, Fungi, Mucoromycota, Mucoromycetes, Mucorales, Mucoraceae.
CUUUUUAACAUUUAAAAACCUACUCUCCUCACACAAUGAAAAAAACUACAAGACGCCCAAAGAGGAAGGCUGCUGCUAAGACAAAGCCUAUUAGUGACGUGAAAGAGGAACUUAAAGAGCCCUCUGUGACAUGGACGCCACUUCAAUUGGAGCAAGCUGAAUUGGCAAAGCAAUUAGAAACCUACAUUAAUGAAUUUAAACAGAAGUUACAAUGGCUUAAUUUCAAGCCGACCAACAGAGAACUUGUAACAUUAUUUGUUAUGAAUUUGCACCCUCGUUUUAAGCGUCUUGUUGAACCACUUGUACCUACCUACGCUACCUGGGAAGACGCUGCCGAAUUUUCAAGGCUUCAUUGUACAAGAAUUUCGGUGAUACUAGGCUGUGAACGACAUGAUUCGGACAUGAUUUUUAGAUCUCCAGAAUCAAAGGCUUUGAUUAGCUCGGGAUACUUUAUUUCAAAUGAUAGUCCUGCAAAAAGUUUGUAUCCCGGAGCGGAAGCUGUAAAGCAUCUCUUGACAGCAACGCCGUCACUACCGACAGACCCGACAUCAGAAUCAGAAUCAUACUCCUCCUUAGUGAUAGCCGCAGAAGAUUUGUCGACAGGAGAACAGACAGGGAACAUAAGUGGGGAACCCAAAGAGAAAAAGAAAGAGGCUAAUGAUGAGCCAGUGAAAGAUGAAGAAGCGUCCAAAUUAAACGACGAAGAGGCUUCUAAAGUAAAUAACGAGGAAUUAUCCAAAGUGCCUAACAAUAACACUUUCGAAGAAGCCAGCGAAGACGCAUCUAAAGUAGCUAUUGAAGACGCAUUUAAAGUAACCAUGAAAGAGACUUACAUAGCAACCAAUGAGGAGAUGGACAAAGCAACCAAUGAAGAGACAGACAAAGUAACCAAUGAAGAGACAUCCAAGGUGGUCGUUGAAGAGACAUCCAAAGCAAUCAUUGAAGAGAAGUUCAAAGCAGACAUUGAAGAGACAGAUAUUGAAGAGACAGUCAAAGCCGACAUUGAAAAGACAGACAAAGCGGACAUUGAAAAGACAGAUAAAGCAGACGUUGAAAAGACAGACAAAGCAGAUAUUGAAAAGACAGACAAAAUAGUCAUUGAAAAGACAGACAAAGUAGUCAUCGAAGAAACAGACAAAGUAGUCAUUGAAGAGACAUCCAAGUUAAUUACCGAAGAAACUUCUAAAGAAAACAACAAGGAGACGUCCAAAGUAAAUGAAGGGACUGGAGUAUUCGAUAAUGAUUCAAAUCAAACCAAACAGGAAGAGACUCGAACGGAUGAGGCUGUGCAUAUUGAUGCAAAGAAAUUGAAUGAUACAGGGACGUCUAAAGAUAUAAACCAAGAUGUAGAAGAGCAUAAGGAGAAGCAGAGACAAGAUACCAAAGUCAUUCCAAAAGAUAAGAAAACUGAUGACGAACAUAAAAGUAAUACGGAUACAAUCCUGAAUGAAAAAACAGAUGACAGACCGACUAAAGAAGUAACAGAGAAGAAAGAUCACCCAUCAUCUAUGACUAAAAGUGCAGUUCAGGCAAGAAUCCAACAGGCAGUAAAGAAUAAAAAGGAAAGAGAAAAAAAGCUUGCGCUGCCCAAAGGUGCUACAUCUAACAGCUCGACCAAUAAGAGUAUAUGUUAUAGCGUGCCGGAUGAACAUGCGGCAGUUAAUUUGGCUUUCCUUGAAUUAGAGGUGAACGGGAAGAAAGUCAAGGGACUAUUGGCUAAGCUACGCUGGGGUGCCUCCGCUAUGUCUAUACCUUGUGCCAAAAAUCUCGGUCUUACCAUUAAUGAAAGUAGUAGCUUUUGUAUCCAAACGGAUUUUGGGAUCGAAGACACCAUUGGCUAUCUAAAGAUGCCUAUUAUUCAUCCUGCAGACCCUGAUAUCAAAGCAGAACUGAAUGUACAUAUAUUGCCGAUGAUUUAUGGUGGUAAAGUGGAUCUUGUCCUUGGUGCUGAUUUCUUUUAUAUCUUUAAACCUACAUUGAAUAUCAAAUCAAGGGCGAUUCGUUUUCUUGAAAAAGAAACACCCUACAUCGUUAGUAAAAUUGAAUAAAUCAUUGUUUCGCAUACCUAA